Molecule: messenger RNA, 1950 nt
Organism: Saccharomyces kudriavzevii IFO 1802
Lineage: Eukaryota; Fungi; Ascomycota; Saccharomycetes; Saccharomycetales; Saccharomycetaceae
Exons: 1
Coding region: 1-1950 (649 amino acids)
Source: RefSeq, a predicted model, not a curated record
AUGCACAGAAUAAACGAUCGGUUUUCGAUAAUUGAUGGCUGGUUGAUUGAUCCAAAAAAAAAAGCUUUGGUGAACCCCAAAGAAGUUGAUGCGCCACAAAAUUUCAUAUACAAGCAUCAUCUAAUAGAUUGGGACGAAGUUUAUGAUGAAGAAUUCAACAUAUAUUGUGAAGAUGACGUAACUUUGUUCGAAGUGGUAGAGACAGAUGAAUAUUGGUUCCAAAUAGAUCCUAUCGCUGGCGCGAUUUUGAAGGUUUCCCGAGUGGAUUUGGGUGAUUUUACAUGUUUGCGGUGCCAUAAACUAUCAGUGGGGACCAAAAAAACACUUUACAUUCAUUGCCAUCCCUAUGAAAAAAACACACCAAGGACUUGCCAGAUGAAGUAUAUGCACAGGGAUUCAAAGCAACACUAUUAUCCUUUAUGCAGUUUCAAGGGUGAAAAAUUUACUGAAAUCGAAGGAUUUGUGAUUAAGUUGAACAAGUAUAUCAGAAAGCCCCCCAAGUUGAUUGAACAAACUCUAUUUGAUCCCUUAUCAUCCAACGAAAAGGAAGGUGUCUUAUCUGUCAAUGAUUGGUACGCACUAAGAAAUUUUUUUAAGGGUAAAUCCCUCAUAUAUCUUAGAUUGAUCAAUUCGAAUUUUCUUAUUGUUAAAGACAUUACAUUAUUUCACUUGUCUUUUCAGCAGACUUUAGUAAAACUGGAAAAAAAAAACGACUUUUAUACUUGUGAAGAAUAUGGUGGUCAAGAAGCUAUUGAUCAUGCAUCAAUACAUUUAGCAAUUCCAAUUAUUUGUCAUAAUGAUCACAUAAAAUACAUUGUCUGGAAACAACCCAUUUUCCCAACGCAAAAUUUUGAUGCAGAAAGCGUUGACAGCCAAUUGAAUCUGGAAGUAAGAAUUGCGGAUCGUUUGCUGAAUAAUGAAAUUAUAACAUUAGAAAAGCACUUCCUUCGAGAUAGAAAGUUCUCAAUGACACAUCAAAUGGAUGACCAAGGUAUUACUGAUUCGAUUGCAUCCACUUACACAGUUCUUAGUGAACAAAUUGUUAGACGGAAAUGCGGAUCACUUUUAAACCAAAUUAUUAUCCAAUGCAAGAUAAAGGAUACUGCUACAACGUUGGCCAAACGAGAUUCCACCUUUGAUCAGCUCUCAAAGCUAAUAUCUAAUUUUUGUUUCACAGAAUCAAUGGCUAGGUUACAAUGGUGGCAAGAGUGUAUACGAAAUGAAUUUGAUAUACCUGGUUUCGACAACUAUCACCAAAGUUGCAAUGACAUGCAGCGAAACGUAGAUAAGGCAAUCGAGUUUUUUUUGCCUGUGCUGAUAACGCAACAUCAGAAGACUUUUCAAAGACAUUUAGUGUGCGAGCCUGACCAUCCAGAAAUUUCCAAGAGAUACUUGUUUGUUGACAAAUUCAUAGUCGAUGUCUCUGAAAGAAGAGUAGUAAAUCCGUUAAGUCAUGACAUUUUCCAAAUAACAAGCUUUAGAAAUGCAAAAUUAAACAUAAGCAAUGGUAUUUUGGACUGGAGUUCCUUCAUAUUCGAUAGUAUGCCGUAUCCAGUGUUCUCACCAACUUUGUUUACGUUGGUGGAGACGGAAGAAUUAGAACUUACAUGGGAUGAAAGUUCACAGGCGUUUGUCAAAGUUGAUCGCGCAACUAAUGUUGAUACACAUUCAAUUGUGCGAAGAAAAGGGAUACAAUUAGAUUUGCCAUCAUACGGUAAAAAGUAUUUAUAUCAAGGCAAACCGGAGGAUUUAGAAAGAUCGAAGCUUCCACCAGAUCUAAAUAACUUAGUAUCUGUCCACGGAUACAAAGAUUCAGAAAGGCUGAGAUUCAUGUGGAGUGAAAUGGAACGGAUCAAGUCGCUUUAUGAACAACGCAAUUUAGUUGAAGAGUCUUUUUAUUAUUAUCUUGAAGUCUUGAACUUUGGAAGCAUAUUCAACGAUAACGAAUAA